This is a messenger RNA of Protomyces lactucae-debilis, 1435 nucleotides long. RefSeq names its product WD40-repeat-containing domain protein. Bases 481 to 1428 code for a protein of 315 amino acids. Gene Ontology annotation, molecular function: protein binding; structural molecule activity. The transcript has a single exon. Gene Ontology annotation, cellular component: nuclear pore outer ring; COPII vesicle coat. Lineage: Eukaryota; Fungi; Ascomycota; Taphrinomycetes; Taphrinales; Protomycetaceae. Gene Ontology annotation, biological process: protein import into nucleus; COPII-coated vesicle budding; positive regulation of TOR signaling. The record is from RefSeq and is a predicted model, not a curated record.
AAACACAUCGAGACACGCUUCCUGAAGGUGGAUGUGGAGCAAGUCCCCUUUUUGGUGACACGCCUCGAGAUUCGCGUCUUGCCGUGUGUGAUUCCAUUUGUCAAGGGAAUUGGCAAGACGCGCAUCUUGGGCUUUGAGGGACUCGGUGGGGAUGCGUUCCGGACGGGGACGCUGGAGCUGGUGCUGCAGCGUGCAGGUGUGCUUCAGGGACUGCGCGGGGAUGCGGCAUUGGAGGAGGGCAAGCGGUCAAUCAUGGGUUAUGCAGAGCGGGAGGAGGAGUAUGACAGUGACGAGUGAGCGAGGCCAUGGCUAUGGAUAUGGUCGUAAAUACCUGGCUACGGUCAUGGAUUUGGUGGAUGAUCCUGGACUUGAACUUCAACGCGCCAGCACAACACAUCCAGGACAACACACCAGAUACAUCUACCUAGCGCUAGCUCAGUCUUAGCCAUAUACUAGCAAGCAGCUCGCUAGACACUCAAGAUGGCGACCACAACGCAAACCACUGUCACCGUUGAAACGGCACACGGCGACAUGAUCCACGACUGUGUCCUCGAUUACUACGGCAAACGCCUCGCGACGUGCUCCUCCGACAAGACCAUCAAGAUCUUUGAAAUCAUCCCUCCCACAACGGCUGGUGGUCAAGCACAGCAUCAACUCCUCCAGACGCUGCGUGGGCAUGAAGGACCCGUCUGGCAAGUCGCUUGGGCACACCCUAAAUUCGGGACACUCCUAGCGAGUGCCGGGUAUGAUGGUAAGAUCUUCAUCUGGCGUGAACAAUCUGGACAAUGGUCCAAACUCGCGGAACACCAUCUCCAUGCGGCAUCUGUGAAUAGCGUUGCUUGGUCGCCGCAUGAACAAGGCGCCGUAUUGGCAUGCGCUAGUAGUGAUGGGAAAGUGUCCUUGCUUGAAUUCAAGGAAGACGGAUCGUGGGAUACACGCACACUGGCUGCUCAUGCUAUUGGUUGUAAUGCAGCGAGUUGGGCACCUGCACAAACUGCAGGAUCCCUCGUCUCCACCAUCAAACCAGCCGGUGCGGAAGAAACCAGGCGAUUCGUCUCUGGUGGGUGCGACAAUCUCGCCAAGAUUUGGAAGUUUGAUGCAGCAUCCGCAACGUAUGUGGUGGAAACGACACUCGAGGGACACACCGACUGGGUGCGUGAUGUCGCUUGGGCGCCCAGUAUCGGUCUCCCGAAAAACAUCAUUGCAACGGCAGGACAAGAUCGCAUGGUUUACUUAUUCACGCAGGCACAGGGACAAACCAAUUGGCAACGCCAACCACUGCAGGAAGAACCCUUUGCCGAUGUCGUGUGGCGCGUGAGCUGGUCAGAGUCUGGUGGUUUACUUGCAGUUUCGUGCGGCAAUGGCAAGAUUUACGUGUACAAGGAGACAGUCUCUGGAUGGGAGGAAGUCAAGCAGAUUGCUUCAUAAGGCCUUU